GGGGGGCACGCACGCACGCGCUUGUGUGUUUUUAAUCCGCGUAUGCGUUUGUGUGCGCCGUGGUUCGCGCACGCAGCGGCAGCAACAGUCAUCUGCAAAUGAACUGAAGCAUCCGGAGCGAACUGCGCAAAGAUGCAGCGCACGUAGACGCUGCACGCGGACGCGCCGCCUCACCUCCACGCUCAUAUCAUAUUCAAUACAAUGCUGAAUGUCUUUUGUGUGCGCGUUAGUUUUGAAAUGGCCGUGUUUAAGCGGAGGUGAGCGGCUCCGUUGCUCGGUGGAGUGCGCACUUAUUUUCCUCCGCUCGCUGGUUUGCUACAGAGUGAGCAGCCAAGGCUGAUAAAUCCGCUUUUUUUGUUCUUUUUUCUGCAUGAGGAACCAUGACGACGGGACAGGACGAAAGCUCAGUCCGCGUGGCACUGAGGAUUCGUCCUCAGUUGGCCAGGGAGAGGAUCGAAGGAUGUCACAUCUGUACAUGUGUGAUGCCCGGGGAGCCUCAGGUGAUCCUCGGGAAAGACAAGUCCUUCACCUACGACUAUGUGUUCGACAUGGACUCCCAGCAGGACGCCAUCUACAGCACAUGCACCGAGAAGCUGAUUGAAGGCUGCUUCGAAGGCUACAACGCCACUGUGUUUGCAUAUGGACAGACGGGUUCAGGGAAGACCUACACUAUGGGGACGGGCUUUGAUGUCAACAUUGCAGAGGAAGAACUGGGCAUCGUCCCCCGCGCCGUCCAUCACCUUUUUAAAAGCAUUGAGCAACGGCGCCAGGCCGCCCAGGAGCAGGGACGCCCCAUGCCGGAGUUUAAGAUCAACGCCCAGUUCCUUGAGCUUUAUAAUGAGGAAGUUCUGGACCUGUUUGACUCCACACGAGACAUGAAGCAAAAAUCUCACAUUAAGAUCCACGAAGAUGCCACGGGAGGAAUCUACACAGUUGGUGUGACCACACGGACCGUGUCCUCAGAGGCUGAGAUGAUGCAGUGCCUGAAACUGGGCGCUCUGUCUCGCACCACAGCCAGCACCCAGAUGAACGUCCAGAGCUCUCGAUCACACGCCAUCUUCACCAUCCACCUGUGCCAAGUCCGCGUUUGUGCCUCUGACAAUCAAGAAAACGAGACUGAUAACAGAGUCUCCAACGGAAAUUCUGAGAUGGACGAGUAUGAGACGCUGACAGCCAAAUUUCACUUUGUUGACCUGGCCGGUUCUGAGAGGCUGAAAAGAACUGGAGCGACAGGCGAUCGAGCCAAAGAGGGCAUCUCCAUCAACUGUGGACUGCUUGCUCUGGGGAAUGUAAUCAGUGCUUUGGGUGACCGGAGCAGGCGGUCAUCACAUGUGCCUUACAGAGACUCCAAACUGACCCGGCUUCUGCAGGACUCAUUAGGAGGAAACAGCCAAACAGUGAUGAUAGCAUGUAUCAGCCCAUCUGAUCGUGACUUCAUGGAGACGCUGAGCACAUUGAAAUAUGCCAACCGAGCUCGCAACAUCAAGAACAAGGUCAUGGUGAACCAGGACAAGGCCAGCCAGCAGAUCAGCGCUCUGAGGACGGAAAUAGCUCGACUGCAGAUGGAGCUGAUGGAGUACAAGGCGGGUAAACGCAUGGUGGGCGAGGACGGUGUGGAGAGCUUCAGUGACAUGUUCCAUGAGAACACCAUGCUGCACACAGAGAAUAGCAACCUGAGGGUGAGGGUGAAGGCCAUGCAGGAGACCAUCGAUGCUCAGAGGGCACGGCUCACUCAGUUGCUUAGUGACCAAGCCAACCAAGUCCUCGCCAGAGCGGGGGAAGGAGGAACAGAGGAGAUUGGAAACAUGAUUCAGAGCUACAUCAAAGAGAUUGAAGACCUCAGAGCCAAACUCCUGGAGAGUGAAGCUGUGAAUGAAAAUCUGAGGAAGAAUCUGUCUCGUGCCUCCAACCGUCAGUCACUCUAUGGAGGGUCUGGCUCCUUUUCCUCCUCACUGCUGGCUCCUGAGAAGGAGACGUCUGACAUCAUUGAACUGGCCAAGAAAGACUUGGAGAAACUGAAGAAACGAGAGAAAAAGAAAAAGAAGAGACUCCAGCAGCUCUUGGAAGAGAGAGAGAUGGAGGAAAGGGAGGAGGUGGUGGAAGAGGUUGAGGAUGCCAGUGUCAACAAGGAAGAAAUUCCCGACAACGAGCAAGAAAAGGGCAUUGAGAAGGAGAUGACGGAGCGAGUCAGUGCUGACGCAGAGAUGGAAAUCCAGGAGGCCAGCGAUCAUGAGGAAGGAGAGGAGGAGGAAGAGGAGGAAGAGGAGGAGAUGGAUGUGGAAGAGAGCUCUGAUGAUUCUGACUCGGAGUCAGACGAAAAAGAGAACUUCCAAGCAGAUCUGGCCAACAUCACCUGUGAGAUUGCCAUCAAGCAGAAGCUGAUUGAUGAGCUGGAAAACAGCCAGCGGCGUCUCCACACACUCAAACAGCAGUAUGAACAGAAGCUGAUGAUGCUGCAGUGCAAGAUCAGGGACACCCAGCUGGAGAGGGACCGAGUCCUCCAGAACAUGAAUUCAGUAGAAACUGGCACAGAAGACAAGACUCGCAAAAUCAAGGUUGAAUAUGAGAAGAAGCUGAGUGUCAUGAACAAGGAGCUUCAUAAGCUCCAGUCUGCUCAGAAGGAACAUGCCCGUCUGCUGAAGAACCAAUCACAGUACGAGAAGCAGCUGAAGAAGCUUCAGAUGGAUGUGGCAGAAAUGAAGAAGACAAAGGUCCGUCUCAUGAAGCAGAUGAAGGAGCAACAGGAAAAGAACAGGAUGAACGAAUCUCGCAGAAACCGUGAAAUUGCUACCUUGAAGAAAGACCAACGCAAGCAAGAGCAUCAACUGAAGUUACUGGAGGCUCAGAAGAGACAGCAGGAGCUCAUUCUGAGGAGAAAGACUGAGGAGGUGACAGCUCUGAGGAGGCAGGCCAGGCCCACCUCUGGUAAAGUCAUCAGGAAAGUCAGUCUCCCAGAACCAGCAGCACAGGACUCGGCCCACAGACCCCCGUCUGGCCGCAUGUACUCCUCUGGCAAUGCAGCUCCGAAUGGUACCCGUUCUUACUACAGGCGUACAGUGGGGAUUUACUCCACCAGAGUUGCUCGUAAUAAAUGGCAGUGCCUUGAGAGACGAAUCUGUGACAUCAUCAUGCAGAGGAUGACCAUCUCAAAUAUGGAGGCCGACAUGAACCGCCUUCUCAAGCAACGAGAGGAACUGACCAAGCGGAAGGAGAAGGUCCUCAGAAAGAAGGACCGUUUGACCAGGGAGGGGGCAGAGUUAGAGAAGGCGGUGCCUCCCCUCAACGAAGAAGUGGACGCGUUGACGGCCAACAUCGACUACAUCAAUGACAGCAUCGCAGAUUGUCAGGCCAACAUUAUGCAGAUGGAGGAAACCAAGGAGGAGGGUGACACAUUGGACAUCUCUGCUGUGAUAGGUUCAUGUACUCUGGGAGAGUCUCGUUUCCUUCUCGAUCACUUCAUGACAAUGGCCAUAAAUAAGGGUCUGCAGGCAGCACAGAAAGAGUCCCAGGUGAAGGUGAUGGAGGGCAGGCUGAAGCAGACCGAGAUCACCAGUGCCACACAGAAUCAGCUGCUCUUCCAUAUGCUGAAGGAGAAAGCAGAGUUCAACCCGGAGCUGGAUGCCCUGCUGGGGAAUGCUCUGCAAGAGCUAGGUAACAUCCCAGCUGAAAAUGGGGAUGAUAGCAGCAGUGAUGAGUCUGCUCAGAGCCCUUCAGCAGAGGGGACCACUUUAGCGUCAGACCUCAUGAAACUAUGUGGAGAAACCAAAACCAGGAAUAAGGCUCGAAGGAGGACCACCACUCAGAUGGAGUUGCUGUAUGCAAAUUCUGACUCUGUCCCCGAGGCGCCAACCGCGGACUUCUCCAGUCCAAUGCUGCUGUUAGCAGAAACACCAGAUGGAGGAGGAGACAUGGACACAUCAGGCUCAUCAGUCAGGGACUACACAGCUCUCUCCCCUGGCUUUUCCUCUAAAAUGGGCAGCAUUUCUGGCUCCAGAACAUCACCAGCGUUGGAAAAGCGAACUCCGGAGCCUUCCCCACUCUCUCGCAGGAAGACGUAUGACAGGGCGCAUGCAGCAGCCGACAGGGCAAAGGUCAAGGAGAUUAAACAGAAUAAUGGAUGUCUCCACUCGUCCUCCAGCCGCUUACAACGAGCUGUUUCACAUCCUCGCUCCGACCCAGCAAAGGGCGUCAUUAACCCUGUGCCAUCCACCAAGAGCAGUCGUUCAGCGACAUUGCAGUGUGUCCAUGUGGCAGAGGGACAUACCAAAGCUGUUCUUUGUGUGGACUGCACUGAUGACCUUCUCUUCACUGGAUCCAAAGACCGGACGUGUAAGGUGUGGAACCUGGUGACCGGUCAGGAGAUAAUGUCACUUGCUGGUCACCCCAACAAUGUGGUGUCGGUCCGCUACAGCUCCAGUUUAGUCUUCACUGUGUCGACCUCCUGCAUCAAAGUCUGGGACAUCCGUGACUCGGCCAAGUGCAUCCGUACACUGACGUCUUCUGGUCAGGUAAACGUUGGGGACAUCUCUGCAUCGAACACCAGUCGAACUGUCACCAUCCCACCCGGCGAGAACCAGAUCAACGAGAUUGCUCUCAACCCCAACGGGUCAGUUCUCUACGCGGCUGCUGGCAACUCGGUCAGAGUCUGGGAUCUGAGGAGAUUUGCAUCCACUGGUAAACUUACUGGUCAUCUUGGCCCCGUAAUGUGUCUGACCGUGGAUCAGUCCGGAAGCAACCAAGACCUGGUGAUCACGGGGUCCAAGGAUCAUUACAUUAAGCUGUUUGAAGUGACCGAGUGCUCGUUGGGGAGCAUCGGCCCAACACACAACUUUGAACCUCCACAUUAUGAUGGUAUCGAGUCACUGGUGGUGCAGGGAGACUUUUUCUUCAGCGGCUCUCGAGACAACGGCAUCAAGAAGUGGGACCUGGACCGCAAAGACCUGCUGCAGCAAGUCCCAAACGCUCAUCGUGACUGGGUGUGUGCACUCGGAGUGGUUCCCGGCUCUCCGGCCCUGCUCAGCGGCUGCAGAGGAGGAGUGCUCAAGCUGUGGCACACGGACACAUUAGGGGCACUGGGGGAGCUCAAGGGUCACGAGAGCCCAAUCAACAGCAUCUCUACCAACAGCAGCCACCUGUUCACUGCAUCAGAUGACCGCACCGUGAAGAUCUGGCGUGCGCGUGGCGGACUGGACAGCACCUCAGAAGUGGUUGACAAUGCGGAUGAGGUGGCCAGCAAUUAAACACAGCGCCUCCUCUGGAAAGACACUGACAGCAUCUUCUGAUGCUGCUUCCCUGCACUUUGACCCACAAACCAAACCACUGAAUCCCCGACGCUCACUCCUUCAACAUCCGCCUUCAUUGCCCUGUAAACUUUUAUGACAGGAGGAAACUAAUGUCAUCUCAAACUUACUCUGUGUUCUCAGAGGGAUUCGCUAUAAUCACGUUUAGUCCUCUGUGCUGUUAGUGAGUCUUUGCAGUCGGAAAUGUUUUCUCUCUUUUCCACUGCAGACAGUUAACAUUUAAGUAGGUGUUUAACACAACUUUCCUGUGUAUUAAGUGCUAUGCCAGGAAACUCUACAUUUAUAAAACACACACUAAUGUGUUGUUGCUAGAUUAGGUAAAAGUAAACUGGAGGACGUUUAGUGUAGAGGAGGAAAAAAGGUGGCAGAGCUAACCGGUUGGUAGCUGGUCUUCACAACCCAGUUCUCCAGUGUCUUGGGAUGGUUUCUCGACACUUGAAGCAGGACCAAUGUCUCCACGCCCCCUUUUCCACUUUAACUAUCAAGUGUCUUCAUGGGAAAAAGACGAAUCACCAUUCCCCGAUUUUCCCCUCCUCACUUGUAGACGUCACUGUCCUGCACACACUUAAAAGUAAACUGCACCACAUUUUGCUUUCUCGCCGACUGUGAGAUGAGAAGAUUAUUACUCAGCUCAUAUCUGUCAUGUGUCAGUGUGGUAAAUGUAAGAGAACAGCCUGAGCUUAGCAUGGAGUAACAGCUAGCCUGUUGACACUGAAUGUCUUUUCAGCCUCAUUUCUAUAAAAACCUGUGUUAGAAAUUGUGUAGGCACAGGAUUGUUUUCCCCGCCCACUCUCUGUUUACUCUGUUUUUGGUCUGAAAUGUAUGGAUUUUGAUUAAUGCUAAGCUAAUUGGCUGCCGGCUGUAGCUUUUAUAUCUACUGUUCAAGAGUGGUGUUGAUCUCCUCGUCUUAACUAUCAGGUAGAAAACAAUGUAUUUCCUUGAACUCUCGAGCACUUGUGAAAACAGACACGAUCAGUAUUUGACACUUAGUCGUUUGAACACAUGAGCGGGUUCAGAUUUUGAGAAUGUUCUACGCUUGUCCGUGUUUGACGUCAUAUAAAAAUGUAUGUUUGCUUCUUCACACUCACUGAACUUACACUACUGUGUCAUUGUCUAACUUCCUGUGCCACUAAGUCAUGUGCUCACCUCCUUCCACCCUUUAAGAGGGCUGCUAGUCGUGGACUCCAGGUGAAGUCCGCCUGCUACCGUAGCAGUGUGUAUGUACAGUAUAUACAAUUUUAAUGUCUUUUGAGUGGCAGGGCCGUCAGAUUCUGUCUGAUUUGUGAGCCUGACCAUGUUGACUGACAUCUGUCUCCCAGUUCUGAUCCUCGUGGGGCCUUUCUGGAGACACUCACAGUCUCCCUCGUAUAACCAAUCUGUCUGUCAGGAUUGUGUGCUGUCACUUUUGAAUGUUCUGUGAAACAGCGGCUAUAGGAACUUUUCAAAUACAUAAUUAAUGUAUGUAAACUAAAGAAACCUGACUGAAUGGGAGUUUUGUGGGACCACUGAUCUGAACACGGCCUCUUCUGAGAGCCGCUAGGACCAGGAUUGGCAGGGGCACUGAUGAGCAGCAUCUUUUAUGUUUCGAUGGCCUAAGGUUAUUAUUAUAGUUAUUAUUAUUAUUGUUAUUUUUGCGUUAUUUUGUUUGUUGUGCCGUUACCCUGUUCCACAGUGUGGGCUUUUCCUGUGGAAUUUUGGUAGCCACUCCUGUGGCAGGCUGUAGCGAUUCUAAUGUCAGAUGCCUGGUGAGAAUAAAUGUCAUCUGUCAAAAACAA
This is a messenger RNA of Solea solea (common sole), 7075 nucleotides long. RefSeq names its product kinesin-like protein KIF21A. The coding region runs from base 381 to 5240 and encodes 1619 amino acids. Gene Ontology annotation, molecular function: microtubule binding; microtubule motor activity; ATP binding. The transcript has 36 exons. Lineage: Eukaryota; Metazoa; Chordata; Actinopteri; Pleuronectiformes; Soleidae. Gene Ontology annotation, biological process: microtubule-based movement; mitotic spindle organization. The record is from RefSeq and is a predicted model, not a curated record.